UACAAUUGCAACAGAUCAUGUGACUGUUCCCAGAAUGCUUUGCAUUGUGACAGUGUAAGAGGAUGUGUUUGUAAGACUGGUUGGACAGGAACCCUGUGUGACACUAACAUCAAUGAAUGUGUGGAUCCAAGUUUGUGUUCAGCUACAGAGGUGUGUGUGGACAAUCCGGGAUCUUACAGCUGUCAGUGUGUCAGUGGAUACCAGAGAAAUGCUUCACAAAUCUGUCAGAAUGUGGAUGAGUGUAGCUCGGCCCUCCAUAACUGUACCUCCACAGAGACCUGUCAGGACAUACCAGGCUCAUUCCUCUGUCCCUGUCAAGUGGGCUACCAGAGAAACUCCACCUCGGGAGAUUGUGAAGAUAUUGAUGAAUGUGUGGAGGGUACUAGCUCCUGCUUGCAGAAUUGCCACAACUCCAUUGGGAGUUAUUAUUGUACCUGUUAUAUUGGAUAUCAGCUACAGGACGACAGGAGAACUUGUGUUAAAU
Molecule: messenger RNA, 484 nt
Organism: Saccostrea cuccullata (small rock oyster)
Lineage: Eukaryota; Metazoa; Mollusca; Bivalvia; Ostreida; Ostreidae
Exons: 3
Source: RefSeq, a predicted model, not a curated record